GUCGUCUCGUCGCCUCGUUCGUAAGCAAACGAACGGACCAACAAACGUGCAACGACCAAGGGAAAGUUCCUGCCGGACAGUCGCCGGGGUGCCACGAAACAAGGUGAACGGGUUUGCCUGCUCCUUCGCCAGCCAAGACGCGCGUGUCUGAAUCAACUACGAGUCGAAUAAUUUCUCGCAAGACGUUCAAUAAUGCCUUCUCGAUUCGCUUGAAUUUAGUGCUUCGUCUUUUCUCCGGUGUCAGAGUGAACGAAUUCCCUGAAUUUUCCCAUAUUCACACUCGACGAAUACCUACGUUUUGCCUGAUCUAACAAUCCUUUCUUACUCUCCUUUGCAUUGAAAAUCGUGAGUCAACGUUUGUUUACGAGUGACAUAAUUGUGGAACGACGAAUCUAACGAAUUAUUGCGAAAUCAAAAACAAAAACCAACGAACAUUUUCAGAACGGAAUCCACGAAAAAUCUGCAAUUUCACCGUUCAAUCAGUUAUUUCUUAAUUUAAUCAGUUAUAACACCAGGAAACGAAAGUUAAUUAGAACCAAUUGCUGUGCUCUUAUAGCUUACAUAAUAAGAGUCGGAAGCGUUAUAGAAUAAUAAGAAAAGUUCGUCAUAAAAUAUAAGUAGAGAACGUAAAUUAUAAAUUCCUGGCAUACGUAACCGAUUAAUUUCGAUGACUCAAUUCGUGUUUUGCGUAAUUUGAUUUUAACCCGAGGACGAGUAGACGAACGUUAACACGGACGCAAUAGUACAUAGAGAUAAUUACAGUAAUCUUUGGAAAUAUCUCUUCUUCUUUUUUGAACAGGCGAGUUAAGCAACAAAACCGUCUGGCUCAGCGGUUUUCGGGUCGCCGUUGAAUCGUACUGUCGUCGCGCGGAUCGUGGAUCGCGAUCGAGGAGGCAAUUAUGAGUGAACCAGACCUUCCACGGCGUUAAAAGAAACCGAAAAAACUCGUUGGUCGAGUAGCUAAAACGGUAUCCUAUAUGCCCGGUCACGCUUUACGGGACCUCGCGCGUUAAGUGUUAGUGUAAAUCUGUGCGGGAAAGUGGAAUCUCGUGAAUGAUUUCGACUUUUCGAGGAGAUACCGCGCUAACGAGCUAAAUAUACGCUGCUGUUAUAUGAAAGAAAACUAUGCCGGCGAUAAAGCUUUUCGGAAGAAAAUGGUUGGCGGCGACCGACGAUCUCGUUUACCCGGGGUUGUUCGAAAUUUUUAUACGAACCGUUUGGCUAAUACUGAUCGGUACCGGCUGUCUAAAAUACUACCAAUACACGUGGGAUUGUCGAUCGGGCGGCGAACUGGUCCGCGUGUACCUCCUCGGUGAAAUAGUAUUUCUACUGAUAUCAUUGAUUUUCGUGAUAGUAAUAGCGAAGCAAAGUUCAAAAGGAUCCAUAAUGGAAGCGCAAAUCCGCAAAUACGUCGAACCACUGUUGACAGUUAAAAUACUGUUACUGCUGCCCGAGAUAUGCUGGAACGUGCUAGGCACUUUAUGGAUGUUCGGCUCGAACGUGGAAUGCGAUUACGAGCAUUACACCGUGACCGUGGUCCAGGCUCUGAUAUUCUUCGACUGGAUCCUGAUCGGUUUGACCAUAUUCGGUCUUGCGUUGAUAUUCGACCCGUUGGGUUCUCUGGGUAAAAAGAAUUUGGACAGCUACACGGAGCACGAGAAAGUGAGCAGAAUCUGGUUAAGGAGGCUCAAUUUCAUGUGCUGGAUGAGAAAAGACGAGAACGCGAACGAGACUUUUCAACAUGUCGCUGGUUUGUUGACAAAUUUGUUCCGUGGAACAGAUUUAGUACCAUCGGACGUGAUGGCUGGAUUGAUUCUGUUGAGAAUCCGACAGAAGCGCGAGACUCAUGAAUUGCGUCGGUUAAAUAUUUUACCGAGAGCCGCUACUUACACUUCCGACGAAGCCGAAAUUUUUAGAUACGCACCGUCGUGGAUGUCGCUAGAUAACGCGAUCCACUACAUGAAACUCGCAUCGGCCUGUUACGGAUGGUUAUACGCUAUUUACAAACAGUCAUGUCCCGGCUGCUUUCAUAUUAUGCGAAACCUGACUUGUUGCGGUUGUUUCCGAACGAAGCAUAACGCGAUUACCGGCGAUAAUUGUUGCUACUGCUAUUUAGCCGGUGUUAAAGUAAUGUCAGGCAUUUCCACGGACGACAUUCUCUAUGCAUCUUUUAAAAAUUACUUAUGCGAGAUACCGUUCUGUGUGGUAGUUGAUCAUAAAAUGAAUUGUAUCGUUAUCGUUAUACGUGGUUCUCUGUCCAUACGCGACAUAUUCACGGACAUAGCUGCAGAUUCAGAAAGUUUCGAAUGCGAGGGCCUCCCGCCGGGAUCUCAGGCACACAGGGCCAUGAUAACGAGUGCUAAACUGAUUCUAAGACAAUUGGAUGACAAUAAAGUCUUGGAACAUGCUUUCCUCACGUAUCCGCAUUAUAAUUUAACGAUUACAGGUCAUAGCCUAGGUGCUGGUAUAGGAAUAUUAUUAGCUCUUCUAAUACGUCCACGAUAUCCAAAUGUGAAAGUUUACGCGUUCGCGACCCCAGCGGGUCUACUCUCGCGAGAGGCUGCUCGAGUAACGGAGGAAUUCGUCUUUACAAUUGGACUCGGGGAUGACUUUGUAAUGAGACUGGGCGUUGAUAGUACGGAGAAUCUAAGGACAGCCUUGUUAAUGACUCUCCAAGCGUGUCGUCUUCCCAAGUACAGAGUAGUUUUGAACGGAUUAGGAUACAUGCUAUUCGGUAUACCUGAGAAGGAUCUGAGCAAAACUUGGACCAAUUGUAAUGUAAUUACAACGGCGGCGGGUACGUCACCGUUGUUAAACGAGCGAGACAUUUAUAAGAGAGAGGAAGGAAAGAUAUACGAGCAAGAUGUAACUAAAAGGAGGUUCUCCAAAGUUAGAUUGUACACGGGAGGUAAAAUCCUUCAUUUAAUUAGAAGAAAACCGGAGAAAAAUGAAGCAAGAAGCAAUAAACAAAACACGAAAGCUAAGUACGAGAUGCGAUGGGCUCAGGCGGAGGACUUUAUGGAAUUGCUCGUAAUGCCCAGGAUGUUUUUAGAUCACCUGCCAGACAACAUAGAUCUGGCCAUAACGACUUUGAUAGAGCAACGAAGUAAUGUGCCCUACUACAUAACUUAAUCCGGUUCGGACUUUUUACAAGUCUCUUUUUAUACUUGGAAUCCAAACUUUGUGGUCUGAUCAAAGUUUAAAAUCAAAGGAUAUACCAACAAAUAAAAAAUGUAAAAUAGAAUUUUGUAUCUCAUAAGAAGGAGUAUCUACAGGGUCCAGCAAUUAUGAUAUUGAUUGUAUCAAAUAAACUACGUUUUACAAAUUUA
Molecule: messenger RNA, 3329 nt
Organism: Ceratina calcarata
Lineage: Eukaryota; Metazoa; Arthropoda; Insecta; Hymenoptera; Apidae
Product: sn1-specific diacylglycerol lipase beta
Exons: 14
Coding region: 1126-3132 (668 amino acids)
Biological process (GO): diacylglycerol catabolic process; arachidonate metabolic process; neurogenesis
Cellular component (GO): plasma membrane; cytoplasm
Molecular function (GO): triacylglycerol lipase activity
Source: RefSeq, a predicted model, not a curated record